CGCGCGGGGGAGGGGCGGCCUCAGCGCGGCGCUCGGGGAUCAGCUGGCGGGCGGGCGCCGAAGCGGCCCCGGCUCUGCGGCAGCGCCGCCUCCUUCGCGUCGCAGGCCGGCGACCGUGGCCAUGUCGCGGGGCUGGUAGCUGGGCUCGCCGCCGAGCGGCCGCUAGUUUAAACUUAAACGAUCGCUCCCCGAGGAGGAGGGGACCCGCCGCGCGAUUGACAGUAUAUUCCUGCAGGCGCCGUCCCUCAGCCCCCACCCCACGGCCGGAUUCCCGUGGCUCUGCUCAGGGCUGAAACCGGAGAAGAAAUCCUUAGAUCUCCUUUCUUUACAACAAAUACGAACCUAGAAACCAUCGGCAUUUUGCCUUGGCGUUUCAUAUUGGAAAGAUGAAGAAGUUUUUCGACUCCAGGCGGGAGCAGGGAAGCUCUGGCCUGGGUUCAGGCUCCAGCGGAGGAGGGGGCAGCAGCUCAGGCCUGGGCAGUGGUUACAUCGGAAGGGUCUUCGGCAUCGGGAGGCAGCAGGUCACCGUGGACGAGGUGUUGGCGGAAGGUGGAUUCGCUCUUGUCUUUCUGGUGAGAACAAGCAAUGGGGUGAAAUGUGCCUUGAAACGUAUGUUUGUCAACAAUGAGCAUGACCUCCAGGUGUGCAAGAGGGAGAUCCAGAUCAUGAGGGACCUAUCAGGGCACAAGAACAUUGUGGGCUACAUUGAUUCUAGUAUCAACAAUGUGAGCAGUGGCGACGUGUGGGAAGUUCUCAUUCUCAUGGACUUCUGCAGAGGAGGCCAGGUGGUAAACCUGAUGAACCAGCGUCUCCAGACAGGCUUUACAGAGAAUGAAGUGCUGCAGAUAUUCUGCGACACCUGUGAGGCUGUGGCCCGCCUGCAUCAGUGCAAAACUCCCAUUAUCCACCGGGACCUGAAGGUUGAAAAUAUCCUCUUGCAUGACCGAGGCCACUAUGUCUUGUGUGACUUUGGAAGUGCCACCAACAAAUUCCAGAAUCCACAGGCCGAGGGAGUCAAUGCAGUAGAAGAUGAGAUUAAGAAAUACACAACGCUCUCCUAUCGAGCCCCAGAAAUGGUCAACUUAUACAGUGGCAAAAUCAUCACUACGAAGGCAGAUAUUUGGGCUCUUGGCUGUUUGUUGUAUAAAUUAUGCUACUUCACUUUGCCAUUUGGGGAGAGCCAGGUGGCAAUUUGUGAUGGAAGCUUCACAAUUCCUGAUAACUCUCGAUAUUCACAAGAUAUGCACUGCCUUAUUAGAUAUAUGUUGGAACCAGACCCCGACAAACGGCCGGAUAUUUACCAGGUUUCUUACUUCUCAUUUAAACUACUCAAGAAAGAUUGCCCAGUUCCAAAUGUACAGAACUCUCCCAUUCCUGCAAAACUCCCUGAACCAGUGAAAGCCAGUGAGGCAGCUGUAAAAAAGAGCCAGCCAAAGGCCAGACUGACCGAUCCCAUUCCCACCACGGAGACUUCAAUCGCACCCCGCCAGAGGCCUAAAGCUGGGCAGACUCAGCCAAACCCAGGAAUCCUUCCCAUUCAGCCAGCUCUGACUCCUCGUAAGAGGGCCACUGUUCAGCCCCUACCUCAGGCUGCAGGACCCAGCAAUCAGGCUGGACUUCUAGCCAGUGUUUCCCAACCUAAAGCCCAAGCCACACCCAGUCAACCUCUUCAGUCAUCUCAACCCAAGCAGCCACAAGCUCCACCCACCCCACAGCAGACCCCAGCUACCCAGACCCAAGGUCUGCCCACUCAGGCCCAGGCCACGCCCCAGCACCAGCAGCAGCUCCUCCUCAAGCAACAGCAGCAGCAGCAGCAACAGCCUCAGCAGCCUACAGCACCACAGCCAGCAGGCACCUUUUACCAACAGCAGCAGCAGCAGGCUCAGACUCAGCAGUUUCAGGCAGUACAUCCAGCAGCCCAGCAACCAGUCACUGCUCAGUUCCCUGUGGUGUCCCAGGGAGGCUCUCAGCAACAGCUGAUGCAGAACUUCUACCACCAGCAGCAACAGCAGCAGCAGCAACAACAACAGCAGCAACAGCUGUUGGCUCAGCAGGCUGCCCUGCAGCAGAAGACAGCUGUGGUAGUGCCACAGCCUCAGGCACAGCCAGCCACAGCCCCACAGGCAGCCGCUGCCCAGGAGCCUGGGAUUCAAGCCCCAGCGAGACAACAGCCAAAAGUUCAGACAACUCCACCUCCAACCAUCCAGGGACAGAAAGUUGGAUCUCUUACUCCUCCAUCAUCCCCCAAAACCCAACGUGCUGGGCACAGGCGGAUUCUCAGUGAUGUAACCCACAGUGCAGUCUUUGGGGUUCCUGCCAGCAAAUCAACCCAGCUGCUCCAGGCAGCUGCAGCUGAGGCCAGUCUCAAUAAAUCUAAGUCUGCAACCACCACUCCCUCAGGCUCUCCACGGACUUCGCAGCAGAAUGUCUCUAAUGCUUCAGAAGGCUCCACAUGGAAUCCUUUUGAUGACGACAACUUCUCCAAACUCACAGCUGAAGAGCUGCUAAACAAGGACUUCGCCAAGCUUGGGGAAGGAAAGCUUCCUGAGAAGCUUGGUGGCUCUGCAGAGAGUUUGAUCCCAGGCUUCCAGCCAACACAAGGAGAUGCCUUCACCACAUCCUCUUUUUCUGCUGGAACUGCUGAAAAAAGGAAGGGGGGCCAGGCUGUGGACUCUGGCAUCCCACUUCUAAGUGUGUCUGAUCCCUUCAUUCCUCUUCAAGUACCUGAUGCUCCAGAAAAACUAAUUGAGGGACUCAAAUCUCCUGACACUUCUCUUCUGCUCCCUGACCUCUUGCCUAUGACAGACCCUUUUGGCAGCACUUCCGAUGCUGUGAUUGAAAAAACUGAUGUUGCUGUUGAGAGUCUCAUACCUGGACUGGAGCCACCUGUUGCCCAGCGCCUCCCAUCUCAAACGGAAUCUGUGACCUCGAACCGCACAGACUCUCUCACGGGGGAAGACUCUCUGCUUGACUGCUCUCUGCUUUCUAACCCUACUGCUGACCUUCUGGAGGAGUUUGCCCCCAUAGCACUCUCUGCUCCUACUCAUAAAGCUGCAGAAGAUAGUAAUCUCAUCUCAGGUUUUGGUGUCGCUGAGGGCUCCGAAAAGGUGGCAGAAGAUGAGUUUGACCCUAUUCCUGUACUGAUAACCAAAAACACACAAGGUCUCCAGAGAGAGCCCAGUCCUUGCCCUGUAAUUACUAUAGAGCACUUUAAAGAAUCCGUGGGCACCAAAGGCCUCCCCCUCUAUCCAGAUCCCUGCAGAGCUCCUGGCACCAAGACUCAGAACGCCUUAGAGUCUGACUCUCUGGCCCGAGAGGGUCCUUCCAGCAACAGCUCCUUCCACAGCAGUGAGGAGGAGGGGACCGACCUCGAGGGGGACAUGCUGGACUGCAGUGGGUCUCGGCCUCUCCUGGAGUCUGACGAGGAGGAUGAGAGCUGCCGGCCCCUCCAGGAGAAGCUGGGAGAAGCCACCCUGUUCUCUGAAUCUGGAGUGUCCACUGAGCCAGAAGAAAGGGGACAAGGAGGGAAAAAGAGCCAGUUCUUGCCAAUCAACCAGCAAGUCUUAGAUGAUCUCGGGGAGCCUGACGUCUUUGCCACGGCCCCCUUCAGGAGCUCGCUGGUUCCAACAGAGGACAUGGACAUUUUCUCCAAAGCCCCUUUUGUUUCCAAGGGCAGCGUAGUGCCUUCCCAGACAGAGGAAGUAGAUGUGUUCUCCAGAGCUCCUUUUACCAAGAAGAGGAGCGUGGAGGAGUUCCUGGCUGUGCAGGGCUCCUCACAGGAUUUGCCAAUGCAGGCCAACCUCAGUCAGCCCAGCGAAGGGCCUCUGCUUGCAGGCCGAGAUCGAGCCAUGUACACCCCUGCACAGGCGCAGCAUCCUGUGACUGGCUUUGCACCGCAGGCUGGUCUCCCUUCCCACUCUGUCCAGGCCACAGACCAUUUUGACAGCAACUCUCCCAGGGGGUCUCCCAUGAACUCUGGGGGCCAUCCUAGUGACAGAAACAGAGGACUACAGCCCCAGAAAGAAGCCUUCUCAGGCCCAGCGGCUGGCAAGCCAUUCCGCCCCCAGGCUUUAUCCAAAUAUUCUCGACACUAUAGCCCAGAAGAUGAGCCAAGUGCAGAAGCCCAGCCCAUUGCUGCCUACAAGAUUGUUUCACAAAGCAAUAAGCAGUUACUGGCUGGCUCUGUGUCUGUCACAUCCUUGUCCUCCAGGACUACAGAGCUGGCCACUGCUGACCCUUUUGCUUUAGCUCCCUUUCCUUCAAAAGCAAGCAAACAGAAACCCUAGGAGCAGAGGCGAGCCUGAGGCCUGCCUCCACCCACCCCACCAGCACCCAUCACACCACUCCUGGCUGGCCUUUCAGGGAGCCAAGCCCAUCCACUGUGACCUUGCAGUCCCCUGCCUCAGAGCAGAAUCACUUCGAGGCAACUAGCCAAGUUGCUGUGAGCCUCGGCAGAAGCUCCUUACUUCACACUUCUUGCUUUUGUUUAUAUUCAUUCCCAGGCUUGUAGGCAUUUGUGUCACCUUCAUAGAGGCCUUCCACCACACUCAGAACUCUGAUAUUUUUUUUUUCGGCCCAGAAACCUUUUUAAUCCAGGAAUAUUUUACCCCCAGUUAACGGCCUAUAUUAUACCAUGACUUUGAAUUCCUACAGCUUCUGUUGGAGUCACUUGCAUUGAAGAGUUACAACUCAACAAUACUCUUGGAACAGAGAGGUUUCUAGAAAGAAGAGCAAUACAAACCUACUGCACAUCUGGAGAAGUUAAUCUUUCAGCUACUCAUCUUCCAUUCCUAUGGAGCCAGCAGCUCGCAGAGUACUCUGGGAUCUGCCACUGAGUCUGUAGGAGCCAAGCUGGCCCUGUGCACAAGUGUCUGGGUGCAUACUAUGGGUCAGAUUCUCUGUCGAGUAAAGGAGCACAUGGGUGGGAGAAGCACUCCGCCUCUCACGGUCCGCUUUUAGACUAGUGUGGAUGCUUAUGUGCUCAUGCAUAUGAGAAACCUUUGUCGUUUGAGUGAAACCACCAUGCCUACCUCCAUUAUCAAAUCACUCGUUUUCUUGCAUUUGCCUGUUGACCUGACUUGAACCUUGGCUUUAUUAGAUUUUUCUUCUCAUGGUAGAAUUGAAGUUGUCGGACAAUUUGGGGCAAUCCUGCUGGAACUGAGGUGUCAGAGUGGAUUUUUUAAAUUCCAUUUACCUGGUUUUAAAAAAUCAAUUUCCUAAAACUGGACAUGGUAGGUACCUCAUGACUGUAAUCCUAGGACUUGGGAAGCUAAGGCAGGAGGAUUGCCACAAGUUAGAGACUAGCCUCGACUUAAUACUGAAUUCCAAGUCUCCAUAUCUCAACACCCUCUCCUCCCAGCCAAAAAAGUCAUCGGUCCUUGUGUUUCCCUGGCAACGGGGGAAGAGAAUCUUCAGAGGUCCAGCCACUGGGAAUCCUGCCUGGGUACCAUUGUUGUGAAAUUCAUUAAUCAGGAGCCCAAACCACAAGCUAAGUUUGCCUUUUAUUUCACCAAACCCUGCCCAUACACCUCUACUGCCUCUUAAGUGGGUACAGACCUGAGACCUAGAAGUAAACUGAGACUGGAAAAGAGUUGGUCAGUUGUCCUUGCAAAUCUUUAAAUGAUCUGUUCCUUUCAGGUGUUAAAGUAGAGCAGACAGGUGACUGGCUGCGUGUUCAGAAGGGUGUUUUUAUGUCUGACAGCUCUGACUCAUUCCUAGAGUUUUUCAUGCCCUUUAUUUUUACUGCCUUAAAAUAAGCCCUGACUCCAUGGGGGCGUUCGCUGAGGAAAGAGUCAGCACCAAAGCCAGGUGCACGCUCGCUGCUUCUCACAGACACUUCCUCCACCUGCCUGGGGAAGUGUGGAGAGCUAUGUACCAAACUAGAUUAGUGAUGUAAAAAUUGCUAGAAGCUAGGCACAGUAGCAUACCGCUGCAAGCAGGGCACUCAGGUGGUACAGAAAGAAGGAAUUCCAGGGCAGCCUAGACUACAUGAAACACUGUCCCAAAAGAGAAAAAGAGAAUUACUGAAAAUCCAUCCAGGACUGAAGCCUGAAUGCCAGGCUGCACUUGCAAUCCCUUAGUUGUGAUAGCCUUUAAAUUUGAAAGGCAGGGCUUGGGUGCACAACUUGGCAGAAGAAUACAUGCUUAGCAUGCACAGUGCCCUGGGGUCUGUCGUCAGUACACAAAAACAAUACAGUAAAAUCUAGAAGUCUUGACAGUAACAUAAGAAUGACUAUUUUUUGUGGUGUUAGAUGUCUUUAACCCCAGAACUUGUGAGGCAAGGACAGGUGGAUCUGUGAGUUUGAGGCCAGCCUGUCUAUAUAACAAGUUCCAGGCCAGCCAGUGAGUGAACCCUGUCUUUAGAGAGGGAAAGGGGGCUAUUUUUCCCUCUUUUCUUCUUAACAUUCUCCACCUGUUUAAAUAACAGGCAGUGUGUUGGGGCCCAUAGCAGUGCCAUCUGAGGACUCCAUCCCACCAGAAACCUGCCUUUCACUUCAGUAAAGGUUAAAUGUCUUCUUUAGGAACUUGCUUUCUCACAGUUAUUACUAUUACUAUUAUUAUUCGAGACAGGGUUUCUCUGUAUAGCCAGCCCUUGCUGUCCUGGAACUCACUCUGUAGACCAGGCUGGCCUCGAAUUCAGAGAUCCACCUGCCUCUGCCUCCCAAGUGCUGGGAUUAAAGGCAUGCGCCACCACUGCCCAAUUAUUAUUUUUAAAUUUCCUGUAUAAUAGUGGAUACAAAAUUGUCUUUCUAUUAAAUAAGUAGUUUGACUAACGCACAUGGAACUUUGCAACCAAACUUCCCAGGCUUGUCAUCAGAUGAAGUCCUCCAAGGCACAUGCUGAAAGGAUGGCUCCUCCCAGGUUGUAGCACAUACUGGUUGUAGUCCCAGCUGCUUAGGCAGCUGGGGCAGAAAGAUGGCUUGAGCCCAGGAUCUCAUGGCCAGCCUUGGCAACACAGAAGGACCCAUCUCUUGAUGAGAAACUUCAAAAUGCAAGGUCAACAGCAUCUCAGUAAUAGCGCUGCAAACUGGUCUUUCUUUGAUUACUGGAUUGCUCCUUCUAAUCAGUCACUUUAUCUCACAAGGUCCAAAUUAGAAUAAAAUCAUGGAUUCUUUAUCUUAUAUAGUUUAAUCAUUUGUGAAGUGUGGGCUUAGGGCCUCUUUUAGACUGAGUGCAAAGUCUAUCUGCCAUCUUUGAAUAGCGAAUGAAUGUGACCACAGGCAGACUGUUUUUUUUUUUUCUUUCUUUUUUUUUUUUUUUCCGAGACAGGGUUUUUCCUGUGUAGCCCUGGCUGUCCUGGAACUCACUCUGUAGACCAGGCUGGCCUCGAACUCAGAAAUCCGCCUGCCUCUGCCUCCCAAGUGCUGGGAUUAAAGGCGUGUGCCACCACCGCCGGGCCGACUGUUUUUUUCUUACAUAGUGAUUCGUGAAGGAAAUCUGACACAUCAUAACCCAACAGAUGAGUUCUGAAGGAGGUGCUGGGAAGAGUCUGGAUUACACGAUUAGUGUGUAGUUUAAAGAUCAGGUGUCUUUGUGGGAUGCCAUCCUGAGUGGAAAUCCAGAGAGGUUUGUUUUACAGGGAAUUAUGAGUGCUUAAGGUCUGAAUCAGUACUGAGUUCCCAGUGACCAUCCUGUAACAACUUAAUAGUGAAGAGGAAAACAUUGUCAACAAUGUACUACACUUCCUUUGUUUUAGUUUCUGCUGUGUGUUCGCUACUUUGUAUAUGUCAUAGGAAACACCAGAGAUUUUGGACUUUUGACCCAGUAGACAGAGAUGAGCCAGAGUGUCCUUAAGCAACACCUUAUGCUGUAUCAUGUACUAAUGAAUGAUGUGCUAGGCUGGGAGCAUAGCUCAGAGAUGGAGCCGGGCAUAAGUGAAGCCCUAGGCUCAGCACCAUUAACUGACUAACGAGCACUGUUAACAGUUAACUUAUCUGUGACCAUUUCCUAGGCUUGCAGUACAGCUCUUUAGCACCAAAUCCAUGGUUAGAGUCAAAACAGAUGAAAUGAAACAAUGAAGUGAGCCUCUGUGGCAAGCUGAGCCAAAAGGAUUGUGAAUUGAAACCCGUGCUAGCCCUUAGUAGGAUCUUACUGUCAAACUUUAAAGUGGCUUGGUGUAUAGUUAGGUGGGAGAGUGCUUACCUAGAACGUGCGACCACUGGGUUUCUUUAACUGAAGUCCAGGGAGACAGCACAAGAUGCUUCCAUUGUCAUGGUGAGCAGUCUCACCAGAGAACGUGAACAGAAGUUGGUGCUGAAAGCAGAUUUCAGUUCAUACAGCCUGUUUUGUCCUGGCUUACUUGUGGAAUUGAAAACCUAUGUACUGGCACAUGCUCCAGCAUACAUGCGUGUGUGUGUGUGUGUGUGUGUGUGUGUGUGUGUGUGUGUGUGUGUGUGUUAACAGUCUUCUACUCACUAACCCAUGCUAUGUCUCAAGUUUUGUCUGGCAACUGAGUUCUUCAAAAUGGUUAAGAAAAUGCUGCCUUAGCAGCCUGUUGUAUAGUUAUGUGUUGGAGUCUGUGCUUGUCAGUGUUUUCAGCUAGUCUUCACUGGUGCAUGCAAUAUUAGAGUGAUCUGAUGAUAAGAAAUUCUGUAUUUUUAUUCUGUAAAAUGAGAAUAAUGAAAAUAUAUCAAAUUGUAUGAUAUGUACACAUUAAUUCAAAUAAGAAAUGUAAAGUGGAAAACCAGGGACCAGGAGAUGCAGUGCCCUCACCAGCAGUGAGUGGGCAGCUCCCAGUGGAGUCCAUUUGGGUCCCUCAAAUGUAGAGAUGGUACCCUCUGUGGUGUCUUUGGCAUUCAAACUUUAGAACACAUCCCAACUCCAAAAUGGCUGCUCAUCACAGCAUUUCUCUCAGCAUCAAAGUCGUCUUGGUGGACGGUAGUUAGCAGGGGUGCAGUGGUAGAGGCAGGAGCACCUGACACUUCUCAUGGCCGCCAUUUCCCAGGCCUCCAGUGCUUGCCUAAAACAGUAAACACUGGGAUUAUAAGUAGAAUCAUGUCAUUUUGAGUUUUUAGUUUUUGAACUGUAGCCUUUUUCAAUAUUUGUUUUUGUUUUAAACACCAGAACACUUGAAAACUUAGUAAAAACUUAAAGAAAAGCUUUCAAAAUGUUUAAGAAUAAAAAGUAGUGUCUGUCCAGUUGUAGGUGGUUCUGCCCUGUCCCUGGAGAUCUCCAUGCUCCCUAUCCCCGUUCCUGCUCUCCCUUAGUUAUUUCCCCAGCAGUCUCCUGUUCUGACCAGACCAAUCAGUGGGUGCUCAGCAGUCAUGUUCACUCGUGGCUGUUUCCCUUGCUGUUGCUGUAAAAUGUCUGUUUAGGACUUGGGCCAACCUUGACAAUCUAACAGUGAAAUGGAAUAAAGGACAGAGGCGGGUUGGCGGGACCCAGCCCCCAACUGGAGAUGGAGAGAAGCUCUUUCCCUGAUCCUACGUGGCUCUAGAACGAGUACAUAUGUGAGAGGGCUAGAAUAGCAAAAAUAGCUAAGUGCUGGCCAUGGGGACACAUGCCUGUGUGGGUUAAGAGGUUCACUCUGAAUUCAAGGCCUGCCUGGGCUGCAUAACAAGACCUUGUCUACAUACACACACACACACACACACACACACACACACACACACAUACACACACACACACACACAGAGAGAGAGAGAGAGAGAGAGAGAGAGAGAGAGAGAGAGAGAGAGAGAGAGAAGCUAAAUAUUAACUACAUGUGGCUUAGGCCAAAGUCUCUGUAAGUUGUAAUUUCAUAGGUUUUGUCAGGUGUAUUUCAGCAGCCUCUGGCUUCAGCACGGGGGGCCAUAGUUCUGACUCAAUACUGAACAGUGAACGAGACCUGUGCUGCCUGGAGGGAGAACCAUGCCUAUAUACAUCAAAGGGAUCAGAUUCCUUUUGUCAAGGAAUUUCAGAAUGGAUUUUUAAGCACCAGCCAACCAGGUCAGGCUUGGCUGAUACUACAUGCUUAGACUGUGUGAGGGCCCUUGUCCAGUCUCCAGCACCUUCAACUUUGAGACAGUAAAAUCCUUUCCUUCAGAAGCGGUGAGUCUGCUGGGUUCUGCAAGUCUACCAAAGAUUGUCGUGAAGAGUUUCUCAGCGUCUGUGUGCAGACAUGCUCCCUCCUGCUUCCUUCGUGGUGUUAAGUCCAGCCCUUGCAGUUAGUCAUCCGAAGAGGGCUAAGAUAGGACCACAGGCAGCUGGCACAAGCAACUCCGUUCCCUUUGCCAAAGGCUCCCAAGUUAGAAAUGAAGUUGUUUGCGUCUGUGGUGAGGGAAUUGACCGGCCGUUGCUUCAGCCUCCUUCCCAAGUAAACAAGCAGGCAGCACUGGGAGGACAGUGGUGACCUGCACCACGGAGCCUGCAAGACAUUAUUUUGAAUGGAACAUUCGAUGUCGUUUUUUUAGGGAGCAGGAACCAAAUAACAGAGGCCAAGGACCAUGCAUAUUUCAAGGAGGGAAGAUGAGUGCCCUCUGCUGGCAGUAUUUGGAGUUGAUUAGUGCUGAGGUCAGCAGGCCUCAGGAAUCCUUACCAUGCAAACAAUCUCGAGGGGAAACCAGAAGGUCAUUCCUAGCAGUUACUGUAAUGCCUCUCAUUGCAGGCUGUUGGAUUUAUGUUGUUCAUUUGGUGUGAUUCAUCUUAUGUAUCUGAUAGUUUUUAUGGAUAAUCGUUUGAGUUGUAAACUCCUAUACUCUUUAUUAAAAUGAACCUAAUUAAGAGA
Messenger RNA from Mastomys coucha (southern multimammate mouse), 10705 nucleotides. It is a transcript of the gene Aak1, whose product is annotated as AP2 associated kinase 1. Bases 387 to 4286 code for a protein of 1299 amino acids. Gene Ontology annotation, molecular function: ATP binding; protein kinase activity. The transcript has 22 exons. Gene Ontology annotation, biological process: protein phosphorylation. The record is from RefSeq and is a predicted model, not a curated record. NCBI's taxonomy places the organism in Eukaryota, Metazoa, Chordata, Mammalia, Rodentia, Muridae.